GUAUUACCACAGUGUGCAGAGAAGGCAGAGCUGCGUCUUCCUCUUUUAUUUUUCCGACUGGGCCGGGGUCUGCAGGGCUCAGCUGAACCCAUGAGCUCCCAGAGCUAACCCCUGACCACCAGGGCAGGCAAAGGGCUGAUGUCGGUAUCCCCCAUCCUGGAGGGGCAGGCCUUGCGCAUCCGCUCCUGGCAUGGCGCUGCGGCACCUCGCCUUCCUGGCUGGCCUUCUGGUGGGAGUUGCGAGCAAGUCCAUGGAGAACAUGGCCCAGCUGCCCGAGUGCUGUGUGGAUGUGGUGGGCGUCAACGCCAGCUGCCCAGGUGCAAGCCUGUGUGGCCCAGGCUGCUACAGGCACUGGAACGCGGACGGGAGCGCCAGCUGUGUCCGCUGUGGGAACGGAACCCUCCCAGCCUACAAUGGCUCCGAGUGUAGAAGCUUCGCUGGCCGGGGUGCGCCAUUCCCCAUGAACAGAAGCUCAGGGACCCCCGGGCGACCACAUCCCGGGGCUCCGCGCGUGGCCGCCUCCCUCUUCCUGGGCACCUUCUUCAUCAGCUCCGGACUCAUCCUCUCUGUAGCUGGGUUCUUCUACCUCAAGCGCUCCAGUAAACUCCCCAGGGUCUUCUACAGAAGAAGCAAAGCCCCAGCCCUGCAGCCUGGCGAAGCCGCUGCAAUGAUCCCCCCGCCACAGUCCUCAGUACGGAAGCCGCGCUACGUCAGGCGGGAGCGGCCCCUGGACAGGGCCAUGGACCCCGCUGCCUUCUCCUCGGCAGAGGCCCGUAUCAGCAACGUCUGACCUGGAGGCCGAGACCACACCAUGCGCUUGGCAGCAGUGACCCGGAGGCUGACCCCUUGGCGGGAGCCCGGCACAAAGGGUUGGCAUCGCCCAGCGCCCGGGACAGGCCUGGGCACAGCCCUGGCUCUGAGUCUCUCUGUCUCCCAGGGACAGACACCGAGGGGUCCCGGGCUGCCUGAGGCUCCUUCACACCACAGCCGUCGGCUUUAUGGGACCAGGAGCGGGCAUCCGUGAGACCUCAGAGCAUCAGAUCGAGGCCCUGGGGGGUCUGGGCCCCCCAGGAAACAUGAUGAGGCCCCAGCACCUGCAGCC
Messenger RNA from Mandrillus leucophaeus (drill), 1102 nucleotides. RefSeq names its product chromosome unknown open reading frame, human C1orf159. Bases 191 to 790 code for a protein of 199 amino acids. The transcript has 10 exons. The record is from RefSeq and is a predicted model, not a curated record. NCBI's taxonomy places the organism in Eukaryota, Metazoa, Chordata, Mammalia, Primates, Cercopithecidae.